GGUGGCUUAUUAACAAUGCACCCAGGGAUCACCCCAAGGGUAACGCCUAAAUUGCCCGAGAUGGCCCGGAAACCUGGCUUCCUUCUGACCCCGCAGGAGGCUCCCGAGAGGCGCCGCUGGGCCACCAGAGGGCGCCAGGGGCGGCGGCGCGCACAGGGCCGCGUCAUGGCCGCGGCGCGCGUGCAGCUGCUCUUGGCCGGGCGUCUGGAGUCCGUAAGCUUCGCGCGGAGCGUGUGUGGCCUCCUGGGCGCUGGGCCCGGGCCGGGGCCGUGGCCCACGUACUGCGGCUUGGAAGGAGGACGACUGAUCCUCUCGGACAAGCCAUUCCCAGGCUCCGCGGCUAAGCUUCCGCUCCAGCGACCCCCUUUCUGCCCUUUUGCGGCCCUGGACCAGCAGCCCAGGCCCCCCGGGGCUGAGCUGCCCACGAAUCGAGGUGUGGAUCUGGGUGUGGCCGUCAUUCUGCAGUCCAGCGACCAGACUGUCUUGCUGACCAGAAGGACACGCACCCUCCGCGUUUCACCCAACCUCUGGGUACCCCCAGGUGGACAUGUGGAACUGGAUGAGGAGCUGCUGGAUGGAGGACUCCGAGAGCUCUGGGAGGAGACUGGACUGCGGCUGGCACAGGGCCAGUUCUCUUGGGUCCCUCUGGGACUAUGGGAGUCUGCCUACCCGCCUAGGCUGAGCUGGGGUUUCCCCAAAUACCAUCACAUUGUUCUCUAUCUACUCGUCAUCUCCCAGGAGUCACAGCAGCAGCUGCAGGCCAGGAUCCAACCAAACCCAAGUGAAGUGAGUGCUUUUAUGUGGCUGGGACCAGAGAUCGCAGCUGCAGUGGCUGCCACGGAGGAUGGGACAGAAGCACCCAGAAUCCUCCCCCCGGACCUACCACUCUCUGUGGGAGCGGUGGAACUAGAGGAGGGCAGGGCCCGAGCCGUGGCGCUCCCCACAUCCACGCUGCUGCGGAACACCCCCCCUACCAUGGAGGACAACCCAGAGAGGGUCAGCUCUGGCACCAAGUUUGCCCUCGGGCUCUGGCUGCAGCAGCUGGGCCGGUAAAGUCCUCAGUGUGGCAAGUGUGGACCCAGGCCGCAAAGGAAGAACAGAACGUGGACCCUCCUCCCCUACCCCAGUGCUCUGGAAAGGGA
Messenger RNA from Lepus europaeus (European hare), 1142 nucleotides. RefSeq names its product nudix hydrolase 17 (gene NUDT17). NCBI's taxonomy places the organism in Eukaryota, Metazoa, Chordata, Mammalia, Lagomorpha, Leporidae. The record is from RefSeq and is a predicted model, not a curated record. Gene Ontology annotation, molecular function: NADH pyrophosphatase activity. Gene Ontology annotation, cellular component: cytosol. The coding region runs from base 16 to 1053 and encodes 345 amino acids. The transcript is spliced from 8 exons. Gene Ontology annotation, biological process: NADP+ catabolic process; NAD+ catabolic process.